Messenger RNA from Plectropomus leopardus (leopard coralgrouper), 2872 nucleotides. It is a transcript of the gene pmm1, whose product is annotated as phosphomannomutase 1. Gene Ontology annotation, molecular function: phosphomannomutase activity. The record is from RefSeq and is a predicted model, not a curated record. Lineage: Eukaryota; Metazoa; Chordata; Actinopteri; Perciformes; Serranidae. Gene Ontology annotation, biological process: mannose metabolic process; protein N-linked glycosylation; GDP-mannose biosynthetic process. Gene Ontology annotation, cellular component: cytosol.
UUUUUAGGUGCGAGCUGAACCGUGUGACUGAAUCCAACCGAGCCGAGCCGAACCGAGACAGCAGGACUGUAGUAGAAGAAGAGAGGGCUGUCAUCGUGCACGAGAAGAUACAAAAUACCUCCUUUUAAAGCCUAAUUUAUUUAUUGAAAUAUUUAAACUGACGGUUGGACACGUAUUCAUUUCUUAUGUGAAUUAUUUUUUGUUUGCACGAGCGUGGACCUGUGACACUUGCAGUUAAAAAGUGCAAAUUGUAAACUCCAAGAGAAGAAGAAAUGGAGAAAUCAAACGGCUUCCCGUCGGACCGAAACAUCCUCUGCCUGUUUGACGUGGACGGCACUUUGACACCACCGAGAGAGAAAAUCAACCCACAGUUGGAUGAAUUUUUCCAGACUCUGCGAAAGAAAGUGAAGAUCGGCAUCGUGGGAGGGUCUGACUACUCCAAGAUUGCUGAGCAGCUCGGGGAGGGGGAUGAUGUGAUACACAAGUUUGACUAUGUAUUUGCUGAAAAUGGGACAGUGCAAUACAAAGAUGGGAAACUCCUCUCAAAGCAUGCCAUUCAGAACCAGAUCGGGGAGGAGCUGCUGCAGGACCUGAUCAACUUCUGCCUCAGCUACAUGGGGCUCAUCAAGCUGCCAAAGAAAAGGGGAACGUUCAUUGAGUUCAGAAAUGGAAUGCUUAACAUUUCUCCCAUUGGUCGGAGCUGCACGCAAGAGGAGCGAAUCGAAUUCUCUGAAAUCGACAAGAGAGAGAAGAUCAGGGAGAAAUUUGUUGCUGCCCUAAAAGAGGAGUUUGCUGGAAAGGGACUACGGUUCACCAAAGGCGGUCUCAUCAGCUUUGACAUUUUUCCAGAGGGCUGGGACAAGAGACUGUGUUUAGAGCUGCUGGAGAGUGAAGGACUGGACGCCAUCUACUUCUUUGGCAACGAAACCUCAGACGGAGGAAACGACUUUGAAAUAUUCAACGACCCACGGACUAUCGGUUUCACAGUCUACUCUCCGGAGGACACGGCCAGGUUCUGUCGAGAGCUUUUCUUUGAUACUCCGCCACAUGAGCCCUGAUGUCCUAAAACGCCCCCGAUCACUUUACACAACUCCCUGCCUGUGGGUCUCUGCUGAUACGGCAACAAGCAACUCGAACCCGGGCUAUUUAUGAACUGCUGAAAGGUACUACUACUGAUUUUAACUGUAUUAUUCAUAUGAUUUCUCUAAAUGCAAAUAGACAGCAGCAGGAUGAUUUGAAUACGUUUGUACAAUAAAUCCUGCUGUUCUUUUUCGAAACAAAAAAAGGGACAGAAACUGAGGAAGAGUUACAUGUUUAUGUAUGUGAAAGUUUUAAGUACUGUGCCAGAAAAUAUGCUUGACUGCAGUGUUAACGCAGUGUGAUGUGUAGCAUGUAACAUGAAAUUAACCAAAAAGCUUAGAGAGAUUUUUUUUUUAAAUCUGCAGUGUUGAAAGUUAUUACUCCAAAUUAUUUGAGUAAUAGAAUGAUGUUUUGCACUAAUUUUGGCAUAAUUUCAUACCAAACUUUGGUAUCAUCUUGUUGAACACUGCUGAAGGAGAUGAUAAAAGUGAUACAGAGAGUGAUAUUUAAACAGGUGAGGAAACAUUUACAUGUUGUUUUGUGAGCCAAAUUUGAAAAGGAAAUAUGGAUGAAGCAUUACGGAAAAUGUGGGUCUUUAUUGUUCUACAGUUGAGGAUAUAUGUAUCAUUCCAGCUAUUUAAAUGUCUCUAUAGCGCUUUGGGCUAGAUGUGAUUUAUUGUUUAUUUACUGUGUGAUCUAGGGUUGGGCCAGUGUGAAAAAUAAAUUAAUAAAUAAAAAAUUAAACCGAUUUGAUAUUAGGCCAAACAUCUGACCAAACUGAUAUACCAAAUUUCAGCACUAGGUGUCACACUUGACUCAGGAGUUGCUCCUGAGUAGAACACGAGAUCAGGAGUAUAUUUCCAUCCACUGAGGGAUAAUGCCAAAAAGUUCCAGAAAAUGUAUUGCAAAAAAAAUUACGCUUGGGGGAGCUGAAAAAGUUCAAUAAAAAGAAAAUGCAACUAGGUGCAAUGAUAACGAUGACAAUGAUAAGCUACUGCUAGGCUGAAACAAAAUACUACAACUGUAAAGCCGUGUUCUACGCAGUUUGGCAUGAUGCCAUUUCGUAGUUUCAUUUUGCCAGUUGGUUCAGCCAGUUUGCAUAAAAUCAAACCAGUUAAAGCUCUUACACCAGACUAGAGUGCCAAAACUGGAUAAUGACCCAACUCUAGUGUGAUCCUAUAAAUACCAAAUGUCUGUUUUAACCUCACAAAGCUGCUUGAAAUGGAAGAAGCUUGCACAUAUUGCCUGUCUUGCAUCUUUAAGUUGUUUAAAUGCAUUAAAGUGAAGAUUUGUCUGUUUAAAACUAAACAUCACUGACUCCACAAAUUCAUCCUAACCAGUGAAUUAAGCUACUGUGACCAAGUCACUAUAUAAAGUCUUUUGUCAGUCACAAUGACAGUGUUUUAUGUAAAAUAUUUUUACAAGCUGUAUCAUGGCCUGCACGCAGGGUGAAUAUAUGUAUUGGUGCUUAUUGCUUGGCUCCUUGUCGCUAACUUUUUUUUCAGAUUCAUUUUCAACAGCUGCUUAAAGGGUUAUCAAAAUAUCUGUAAAAAUCAUUAAGACAUCAUAAUUGUAAAUACUUUUGAUAAAUCAGAUAUAUCAGCUGCAGUAAACACUCCCAUCUUGAAGACUAAAAGGCAUGUAGAUGUGACUUUUAUGCACACCAGAAAAUGACCUUUUAUUGUGUCACUGAUGCUAACUGAAUAGAAGACUGGUCAUGUGGUUUUUCAUUCAUUUAUGGAUAAAAAUGUAUUUUGCGUCAAAUCAUUGUAAUAAAACUUUUUUGAUAUCA